AGAAUAUAAUUGAUAACCUCAAAAAUUUGAAAUAUGAAGAUGUGGAAAUAUGCUUUUUAAGAAUAUUUUAUUAUUCAUUCCGAAAAGAUUCGUUCACAAAUACUUACUCAAAAUGGACAAGGCUUACUUUCGUAAACUAGAAGACCUGCAGCAAUUCAGUUUCACUUUUCAAUAUGAAAAUGCAGAGUUAAAGGUAAAUAGGCAAUUCAAUUUUGUCAGGCAGAUUUCUGAACCUUUAUCUGCCUUUCUGACAAGACUUGAAACCAACGUCGACAAAGUCAUCAAGAAGAAAAACAAGAAAAAAGACCCUACAACUAUACCAUCUAAUUUAAAUAUAGGAUUCACAGUUAACGGGAUGAAUGUUCAGAAUGGCACUUGCGAAGAAAUUUUUACCCUAACUAACGCAGUGCAACUGAGGAUUUUGGAUAAAGUAUUCGAUGUUAUCAUCAAUUCUCCAUGGAUUGAUUCUUUAGGUAUUCCUUCGUCGAUAUUGGCUGGCUUCCCAACAUAUCCAAACAAAUUUGAAGCUUAUAACACUGAUUCAAAAGAAUCUGAUUUCAUUUGGUAUACAUCGAAAGAUGGUAAAACUUGGUCAGAGCAAGCCAAAGGUUUCAUGUUCACUCCAGGUAAUGAUUUAAUUGAUUGUUACUUGAAGUUGUCCUGUACUCCGAGGCAUAAGUCUUUGGAAGGACCAACUGUUGAGGUAGAAUGCAAUGCCAAAAUACAAGCUGGUCCAGGAAAUUGCCCAUUUGAAACAAGACAUCAAUUUACUAAGAAUAAAACACCAGGAAAUGGUAUUCGAGUGGUGACUUACAAUAUUUUAGCAGAUCUAUAUUGUGAUUCCGAUUACACAAGGGAUGUCUUGCACCCUUAUUGCCCAGCUUAUGCUUUGCAAUUGGAUUAUAGAAAACAGCUGAUUUUGAAGGAGUUACUGGGCUAUAAUGCUGACAUAAUAUGUCUUCAGGAGGUUGACAGGAAAGUAUACAAUCAUGACCUGACACCUUUCUUUUCUCGUCUUGGAUUUGAGGGAGAUUACGCAAUCAAAGGAGGAGAAGUGGCUGAAGGUGUUGCUUGCUUUUUUAGUUUAGAGAAAUUCGUGAAAUUAGAGAGCAGUAGGGUUGUGUUUUCUGAGCACCUAGAUAAAGAUCCAAUUUAUUCUCAAAUUUGGGAGAAAAUCUCUGCAAAUGAACCACUAGUAACUAGGAUAAUGGAUUUAAAGAGUACCCUUCAAACUGUGUUACUUCAAUCGAAGGUCAUGGAAAAUGAACUCGUACUUCUUGCUAACACUCACCUUUAUUUCCAUCCUGAUGCAGAUCACAUCAGACUGAUACAGGGUGGUUUAGCUAUUACUUACAUUCAAAGUUGUUUAGACAAUUUUAAAAGCAAGUAUCCUGAUAGGAGGAUCUCCGUGAUAUUUUGUGGGGAUUUCAAUAGUGUUCCCGAGUGUGGAAUUUUCAAGCUAUACACCACUGGAUUUGUUCCAGAUGAUUUUAUAGAUUUCAGUAGCAAUAAAGACGAAGAAGUAAAAAAUCUGGAACUCCGACAAAAUAUACCGUUAGACAGCGCCUGUGGGACGCCACAGUACACCAAUUUCACUAGUGGUUUCGCAGAUUGUCUGGACUACAUUUUCUACCAGAAAACCAACCUUAAAGUAACUCAAGUGGUACCCCUGCCUAGUAACGAAGAAUUAACGCAACACACAGCUUUGCCUAGUAUUGUUGCACCAUCUGAUCAUGUAGCCUUGAUAUCCGAUUUGGAGUGGAUAUGACGUUAAUUUAAAGCCAAAUAUAGAUGCAUUUAAACAUCA
Molecule: messenger RNA, 1807 nt
Organism: Coccinella septempunctata (seven-spotted ladybird)
Lineage: Eukaryota; Metazoa; Arthropoda; Insecta; Coleoptera; Coccinellidae
Product: 2',5'-phosphodiesterase 12
Exons: 5
Coding region: 50-1768 (572 amino acids)
Biological process (GO): nuclear-transcribed mRNA catabolic process, deadenylation-dependent decay
Cellular component (GO): mitochondrion
Molecular function (GO): 3'-5'-RNA exonuclease activity
Source: RefSeq, a predicted model, not a curated record